Molecule: messenger RNA, 2135 nt
Organism: Peromyscus eremicus (cactus mouse)
Lineage: Eukaryota; Metazoa; Chordata; Mammalia; Rodentia; Cricetidae
Gene: Hmgcs1
Product: 3-hydroxy-3-methylglutaryl-CoA synthase 1
Exons: 12
Coding region: 431-1993 (520 amino acids)
Biological process (GO): acetyl-CoA metabolic process
Cellular component (GO): cytosol
Molecular function (GO): hydroxymethylglutaryl-CoA synthase activity
Source: RefSeq, a predicted model, not a curated record
UGCUUGCCCAGGAAAGUACAGGCUAACAACAUGAACUAAGAAAAUGGGUCGUCGCGGGCGUCUUUCAAAUUUUCCUUCUUAAUAUUUUCUGUAUUUGUGUUUUAUACAUGAUGAUGAAAUGAUGGUUACCAUACAGAAUAUUAAUGAACAAGAGAAGCACCAACAAGUGCUUAUUGAAGAUACCUGUGAUACAAGCAAAGGUAACAUGAAAAUGACGUGAACUUUGUCGAAGGGGAGCCAUAGAGAAGGCAUUGUUGUGUGAUACCUGGCCAUCCUGCUCCGUCCCUGUUAUUCCCAGAGGCUUCUCUCCCUGGAAAGAAGGACUGACUCAUCUAAUUCAAGGGAUGAAAGAAGAACUCAGUGCCUGAAGAAGGAAACAGUGACCGAUCUGGAGGCUGCAGUUCUCUGUCCUUCACACAGCUCUUUCACCAUGCCUGGGUCACUUCCGUUGAAUGCAGAAGCUUGCUGGCCAAAAGAUGUGGGAAUUGUUGCCCUUGAGAUCUACUUCCCUUCUCAAUACGUUGACCAAACUGAGUUGGAAAAAUACGAUGGUGUAGAUGCUGGAAAGUAUACCAUCGGCCUGGGCCAGGCCAGGAUGGGCUUCUGCACGGACCGAGAAGACAUCAACUCUCUGUGCCUGACUGUGGUUCAGAAUCUGAUGGAGAGAAAUAGCCUGUCCUAUGACUGCAUCGGGCGGCUAGAAGUCGGGACAGAGACAAUCAUCGACAAGUCAAAAUCAGUGAAGUCUAAUUUGAUGCAGCUGUUUGAGGAGUCUGGGAACACAGAUAUAGAAGGCAUAGAUACAACCAAUGCGUGCUAUGGAGGCACAGCCGCGGUCUUCAAUGCUGUGAACUGGAUUGAAUCCAGCUCCUGGGAUGGACGGUAUGCUCUGGUAGUUGCAGGUGAUAUUGCUAUAUAUGCCACAGGAAAUGCCAGACCUACAGGUGGAGUUGGAGCUGUGGCUCUGCUGAUUGGGCCAAACGCUCCUUUAAUUUUCGACCGAGGGCUCCGUGGGACACACAUGCAGCACGCCUAUGACUUUUACAAGCCUGACAUGCUCUCUGAAUACCCAGUAGUGGACGGGAAGCUCUCCAUACAGUGCUACCUCAGUGCGUUGGACCGCUGCUACUCUGUCUACCGCAAAAAGAUCCGUGCCCAGUGGCAGAAAGAGGGAAACGAUAAAGAUUUUACACUGAAUGAUUUUGGCUUCAUGAUCUUUCACUCACCGUAUUGUAAACUGGUGCAGAAAUCUCUAGCUCGGAUGUUCCUGAAUGACUUUCUUAAUGAUCAGAACAGAGAUAAGAACAGUAUUUACAGUGGCCUGGAAGCCUUUGGGGACGUUAAAUUAGAAGAUACUUACUUUGACAGAGAUGUGGAAAAGGCAUUUAUGAAGGCUAGUUCUGAGCUGUUUAACCAGAAAACAAAGGCAUCUUUGCUUGUCUCAAAUCAGAAUGGAAAUAUGUACACGUCUUCCGUAUACGGUUCCCUUGCUUCUCUCCUGGCACAGUACUCCCCUCAGCAGUUGGCAGGGAAGAGGAUCGGAGUGUUCUCCUAUGGGUCUGGCUUGGCUGCCACCCUGUACUCUCUUAAAGUCACACAAGAUGCCACACCAGGGUCUGCUCUUGACAAAAUCACAGCAAGUUUAUGUGAUCUUAAAUCAAGGCUCGACUCAAGAACUUGUGUGGCACCAGAUGUCUUUGCUGAGAACAUGAAGCUCAGAGAGGACACACAUCACUUAGCCAACUAUAUUCCCCAGUGUUCAAUAGAUUCGCUCUUUGAAGGAACGUGGUACCUAGUCAGAGUGGAUGAGAAGCACAGACGGACUUACGCUCGGCGCCCCUCCUCUAACGGCCACAGUUUGGAUGAAGGAGUGGGACUGGUGCAUUCGAGCACAGCAACGGAGCAUAUCCCAAGCCCUGCUAAGAAAGUGCCAAGACUCCCUGCAACAGCAACAGAAUCGGAAUCAGCUGUCAUUACUAACGGGGAACACUAAGAGCUUUGUGGGGUGUAAGGCCUCACAGUGGCUUUGGGCUGGGCUGGGGAAUGGGAACAGUUGGAGAAUUGGAUGUCUGGGGACAAUUUUAAAGAUUACAUGUUGCUUAAAAUGUCAUGUAACUGACACAGAGCCUAGAAAA